AUGACUGCAGAUGUUGAAUAUGGUCCCGGAAUUGUGCAAAAAUUAACAGCCAAAUUUACUCAGCUAUCGCAAGAAGUCUCAUCGACGGCACGUUAUUCUCCGCAUACAACGAGAAAACGGUUUCCUUCAGUCGAUGAUAUAUUAUCGAAUAGUUCGCAUAAUCGUGCGUCAACAAAUUUGGUCACUCAUCGAUACAGCGGAGCUGUUGGCGGCGAUCUAUGGGCUGCACAGUCAACACUGCCUAAAAAGCAACAAGAUAAGGGGCAAAAUAUAUGUAGCGUUUCCAACAACUCGAAUUUGGAGCCGGAAAACUUGCACAUUUGGGCUGGCUUUUCGGGAGCGAUGAUAACUUCAGACGUAAGAGAUCAGAUGUUUCAGCGAAACCAAGCGGGGAUUCCAAUUACUGCUUUGAAAGAAAAAUUUGAACGCCCAAGCAGGGCAAAAGCAUUUGUUUCUGCCAAAAAUAAUGCUGGAGCUGUUGUCCGGCGACCUCCUAGGUCCCAUUCUGCAACACCACGUGGGUCGGUCAGUUUGACUAGGUCGUACGUUGAUGAAAAUGAGGAACCGGAAUUUAUAAAGAUUCAUCGAAGGUUGAAAGCUUCGGUUCGAGAGGGAUAUGAUCAGAAUUCAAACCAUUUGUUUACACGUCAUAUUACGGAUAUCAAAAAGCCUAUAAAUGUUGAUAAGCCUUUGGAUAUAACUUUGCCUAAGCUCAGCAGCACUGCUAGGUUGAUUCAGUAUUCUCCUACUGGACCGCUAGAAGCACAUCAAAAUUUUCCAAGUCCGGUAUCCAUAUUAGAUCUUGUUAGCCCUCCUGACCCUGAUUCAGCGCGAACCCAGCCACCUCAUCUUUUACAACCACAGGUUUCUAGAGGUGGAAAUAGUAAUGUACCAUCGGUUCCGCACUUUACCAGAACUCCUUCUGAAGUUUAUCCUACGCAGUUGACAAAACCUUCAAUUUCGAAUGAUGAUGGAAGCGGCAUAAAAGAGAUGCAUCAAUUAUUAUCGAAGUUUAGUAAUAUCCGUGAACAGAAAACUAUGGCUGAAAAUAAAGGUGAAUGCAUACCUGAGUUUGUUUUACCUUCGUCAGAAAAGCCGUUACCCAAGAUUACUCCAAAAUCAAAGGUGGAAACGGAGACAAAAGGGGGUUUCUUAAACAACUCCGUGACCAGAGACUCUGCCGAAAUGUUGCGCACUCGGAAGUCUUCGCUCGUUACUGUCCCUAAGCCUCGCGAUUUUUUGUCUUCAAACGUUCUACCACAAAAAGCACCAGAUACAAGCAGCAUUGUUACACAAACGAUGUCAUCGGAACUUUCAAAUGCUCUACCGUUCAGCAGUUCCACGUCGUCGAACAUAACCUCUACGAGACCAAGUGUUUUCACUGUAACUAUCGACGACAUGUCGCGUAGACCUUCUUAUUUGACUACAGAGUUUAAGGGUAUCGUAAUCUUUUGUUUAAGAUGA
Messenger RNA from Enterobius vermicularis (human pinworm), 1464 nucleotides. The record is from the annotation of a GenBank genome assembly. Lineage: Eukaryota; Metazoa; Nematoda; Chromadorea; Rhabditida; Oxyuridae.